Gordionus sp. m RMFG-2023 is the source of this 2695-nucleotide messenger RNA. Its product is annotated as collagen alpha-5(IV) chain-like. Lineage: Eukaryota; Metazoa; Nematomorpha; Gordioida; Chordodea; Parachordodidae. The record is from RefSeq and is a predicted model, not a curated record. Bases 95 to 2521 code for a protein of 808 amino acids. The transcript is spliced from 14 exons. Gene Ontology annotation, cellular component: extracellular matrix.
AAAUGAUGGAAGACAGAAAUCUCCUUCAUUAUUAGAAAUACCCGAUUCUUUCAUUUUAUUAAAAGCUUCAAGCAAUUUGACAAAAAAUGUUAAUAUGUCCAAGUCACAUAGUUACCAAGAAUCAAAUAGUUCAGACAAUUCUAGCCACAUAAGGAGGAAAAAAUUGAAAAGCGAUAUUAAAUCCUUUUGCAAAUCUCUCUUGAUGGGAAAUAUCUUAGCUGGCACUUUGGGAUUUUGCCUCAUCUUGCCUAUAUUUUAUCUAAAAUUGGAUCAAAUGGAGAUUGAUCACGAGAAAAAGGUGGCAAAUUUGGUAGACGAAAUUCGUUCGAAAAAGAGUCAAGUGUACCAACUCAAUACCGGAUUACUGUUUUUAAAAAACGACAUGGAUUUGAUGGCAAAAAACCAUGACCAUGAUGAUGAAAUUGAGAAAAGAUAUCUCACUCAAGGAUUCUUGAAUAAUAUAAACGCCAAAAAUAAGGAUUCUACACUUAAAAGAUCUAAACGUUUUUAUCCUGGUGUAUAUAAAACAGAUGCACCUCAGGGACAGAAAGAAUGUUGUAUACAAGGAGGUCCUGGUAGUUUGGGAACACCUGGAAGAGAUGGUUACCCCGGGCCACCUGGCAGAGAAGGCCCUCCUGGAAGAGAUGGAAAUCCCGGCCCACAGGGCAUAGAUGCAAUACCUGGCAAAGAUGGAGAUCCAGGAGAUUCUGGAAAUCCUGGGUCUGACGGUCAACCUGGUCGACCGGGAAGAGAUGGGCAGCCUGGAUUCCCAGGUAGAGAUAGUAGCCCUGGCUCAGAUGGGAAACCUGGAAUUGACGGGAAUGAUGGCGCCCCUGGGUUAGAUGGGUCACCGGGAAAAGAUGGAGAAAAAGGUGAGGCUGGUUCCAAUGGGCGAGAUGGAAAUGAUGGAUUACCUGGUAUAGACGGACGUUCUGGAAGCCCUGGAACUCCAGGAGAACCAGGUGAACCAGGUGGGGAUGGAACUCCGGGACCUCCUGGUGAAGAUGGAUUGCCGGGUAUUGAUGGCUCUUCAGGUGAGCCAGGUCAAGAUGGUAAAUCAGGACUUGACUCUAUUACACCUGGGCCACCUGGAGAUACAGGUUUGGAAGGCAAAGACGGUAGACCAGGGGCACCUGGAAGUGACGGUCGGCCAGGAUCGGAUGGAAUUCCUGGUCAAGAUGGGUUUCCAGGCGAACUAGGAGAUCCAGGAGAUUCAGGCGAAUCUGGAGAUGAUUCUGAUCAUGGACGUUUAGGUAUCCACGGAGAAAAAGGAAAAGAUGGUCUACCAGGGAAACCGGGUUUAGACGGAACCCCUGGAAGAGAUGGCUUACCAGGAAGAACAGGUGAUCCUGGUAGAGAUGGGAAAGACGGGAAACCAGGAGACUCCGGUAGAGAUGGUUUUGACGGAAUUCCCGGAAGAGCAGGAAGAGACGGUAGACCUGGCAACCCUGGACCAAAGGGUCCUCCAGGUCCGCCUGGUAUAGAUGGAGCAGAUGGCACACCUGGGAGUCAUGGUAAAGAUGGUACUGAAGGAAUACCUGGAACACCAGGCAAAGACGGCCAACCUAAUUUUACACCAGGUCCUCCUGGUAAUCCAGGACCGCAAGGUUUUCCAGGCAACCCAGGUUUAGAUGGUCGUCCUGGGGAUUUAGGAGAAACUGGCGAUCCUGGUGAAAAAGGAUUGCCCGGCCCGCCCGGCAUUGAUGGUUCACCUGGAUCUCUAGGAUUGGAUGGCGAGCCGGGGGAUCGGGGCUCGCCUGGAACUAAAGGAAGACCAGGAAACGCAGGAUCUGAUGGACCAAUUGGUCAGGAAGGUUCUCAAGGUUUGAUGGGGCCUCAAGGACCUGAAGGAGAUCCUGGGGCUAGAGGUUUACCUGGGAAUCCAGGUGAAACGGGUAAACCUGGACAAGCUGGAACUUGUAUCGAAAUAGCAUGUCAAGCGUCUAAAGCUGUUAAUGAAUGCAGUGGUACUGUAUUUACUAGAUGGGGACAAACUGCAUGUCCAGAGGGAGCCAUCAUAGUUUACAGUGGAAAAGUAGCCGGAGGUAGCAAUAAACAAACAGGAGGUGGAUUUAACUACAUCUGUCUACCAAAUCGUAUUCAGGGCAAAGACUUUACAAAUGCAGUGGUGGGUCGCACUAUAUCCAAGAUAUACGGAGCUCAAUUCCAUUUUUACCCUGAGGGCGGUCCCUUCCUCUCAAACGCAGCUAACUUACACUUAGCUGCUUGUUCCGUUUGCUUGAGGAGGAAUCAUUGUCUUCACGUUAUACUACCAGCCCACGUACAUUGUCCACAAGGAUGGUUUGAAGAAUAUAAAGGUUAUUUGAUGUCCAUUGAUAAUGAAAAGGCUCGGGCUGAGUAUGUUUGUGUGGACGAAACACCGGAAGGUUUUGAAAUUGAUGGAAAGGAACAUUACCAUGGAGCUAGCGGUCUAUGGCCUGUUGAAUCAAAGUGCGGAAUUUUACCCUGUAGUACGUACUACGAUGGGAGGGAGAUACCCUGUAUCGUAUGCAGUCGUUAAAGAUUCAAUUUAUAAAUCCUUUUUUUUGCAAUAAAAGUAAAUUUAAUAAUUUUUCAUAAAGUGCUUUUUUAUUUUCUUAUAUAAAAAUUAAUUAUCAAAUAGUAUAUUAACAAAAAAAUAUUUUUUAAUAUUAUCGCAAAUAUACGUUGAAUUCGUAUUACAAAUUAUAUUUUU